AUGGCGGCGACCCAGACCACUCCAACCACCACCACCGUCCCAGUCCAACCCGACACGCGCCGAACGGUGCUGAUCACGGGGUGCUCGGCGCACGGACUGGGCCACGCCCUGGCGAUCGCGUUCCACGACGCCGGCCUGCGCGUGUUCGCCACGGCGCGCGACCCGGACAGGAUGGCCGACUUGCGGGCGCGGGGCAUCGAGUGUCUGCAGCUGGAUGUGCUGGAUGAGGAGAGCAUCAGACGCUGCGUGCAGACGGUCAGGGGCUUGACUGCCCGGCGAGAUGAUGGCGACGGCGAGGCCGAGGCCGAGGGCAGAUUGAAUUGUCUGGUCAACAAUGCCGGUGGAGGCUACAACAUGCCCGUGGCCGACAUAUCGAUCCCGGAGGCAAAAGCCCUGUUCGACCUGAACGUGUGGUCCUGCAUCGCCGUCACGCAGGCGUUUCUCCCGUUGCUGAUCAACGCCGCCAAACCACCUACACCAACCUCAACCUCUGCCCGAUCUACAUCUCACCUCCCUCCUCCCCCAAGCCUGAUCCUGAACAACACGUCCGUCUCGUCCGUCGAGCCCACGCCGCACAACAGCGCCUACCACGCCAGCAAGGCCGCGACGGCCAUGUUCUCGACGCACAUGCGGCUGGAGCUGCAGCCGUUCGGCGUGCACGUCAUCGACCUGAAGACCGGGUGCGUGCACUCGCGCUUCCACGCCAACCACCAGCACGGCCAGGCCAGCCUGCCGCGGGACAGCAUCUACGCGCCCGUGCGCGACCAGACCGAGAGCGCCAUGCGCAACGCCUUCCCCCUCCGCGAGGACCCGGACCGCUGGGCCGCCGCCGUCGUGCGCGACGUGCUCACGCCCUGGAAUCGCCGCGCCGGCCGGGGGCUGCCGCUCGAGAUCUGGCGCGGCACCGGCGCCUGGCGCACCUGGUUCUACAACUGCACGUUCUGGCCCGUCGGCUGGUGGGACGAGUGGUGGCGCCGGGCCGUGGGAUUGGAUCUGUUAAGGGAGAAGGUUAGGCAGAGUUAUGGAGCUUGA
Molecule: messenger RNA, 1032 nt
Organism: Fonsecaea erecta
Lineage: Eukaryota; Fungi; Ascomycota; Eurotiomycetes; Chaetothyriales; Herpotrichiellaceae
Exons: 2
Coding region: 1-1032 (343 amino acids)
Biological process (GO): phosphatidic acid biosynthetic process; triglyceride catabolic process
Cellular component (GO): lipid droplet; endoplasmic reticulum
Molecular function (GO): acylglycerone-phosphate reductase (NADP+) activity; triacylglycerol lipase activity
Source: RefSeq, a predicted model, not a curated record